This is a messenger RNA of Aspergillus ruber CBS 135680, 837 nucleotides long. RefSeq names its product NAD(P)-binding protein. Bases 1 to 837 code for a protein of 278 amino acids. Gene Ontology annotation, cellular component: intracellular anatomical structure. The transcript has 4 exons. NCBI's taxonomy places the organism in Eukaryota, Fungi, Ascomycota, Eurotiomycetes, Eurotiales, Aspergillaceae. Gene Ontology annotation, molecular function: oxidoreductase activity, acting on NAD(P)H, oxygen as acceptor. The record is from RefSeq and is a predicted model, not a curated record.
AUGACUGCGACCGAGAAUGGAACCAACUCUGGGACGCAGUCCUAUGUUAACACCAUGCCCAGCUCGGAUUUCACCUGGCAAAUCACGCUGGCGGAGAAAGUGAUCGCAAUCACCGGUGCAAAUCGGGGAAUUGGUCUCGGAAUCGCAGAGGUCUGCUUUGCCAAUUCGGCCAAGGCUGUUUACUCGCUGGAUCUCAUGGAGCCGGGUGAGGACUUUGCGGGAUUGCAGAAGAAAUACCCGAAUUUUCGGUAUAUUCAAACGGACGUGACUUCGGAGGAGAGCAUCCAGAAUGCCGUUGAUCAGAUCGUAGAGGAAAAUGGACGGGUCGAUGGGUUAGUUGCCAACGCUGGCAUGACCAAACAUCAACCGGCACUCCAAUUCGACCGUCCGGAAUUGGAGAAGCUGUUCAAUCUCAACGUCUUCGGAGCAUACUUUUGUGCUCAGAUAUUCGCACGGAAAUUUAUGGAGCUGGGCAUUAAGGGAUCCAUUGUUAUGACUGCAAGUAUGACUUCGUAUCGGCCGAAUCGGGCUGCUCCCUCUGCACCAUACGGCGCCACGAAAGCGGCCGUCCGGAAUAUGUGCCACACGUUAGCCAUGGAAUGGAGCAAACACGGCAUUCGUGUCAACAGUAUCUCGCCGGGAUUCGUCAGAACAGCCAUGACCUACUACGUCGAACACGCGCCUGACUGGGACCUCAAGAUGCAAUACUACGGUGGGAUGCCGCGUCUGGCUGACCCUCGCGAGCUGGGAGGGGCCUAUGUGUACCUGUUGAGUGAUGGAAGCUCGUAUACUACGGGAAUUGACAUUCCAAUCGCUGGUAUUGUUGGAGCUUGGUAG